CCAGUAAAGUCUGAAAAAGGGUAGAUUGGGAAGCUCUGGAGUUUGAGACUGUUUCUGGAACCUUCCACACCCUUCCUAUCUUUCCAGACACAUCUCGAGUCUUUUGCCCACCUCCUUCUCUCUCCUCAAAUCGCCAUUUUUACGAAUACCACCGCUGCUGCAACACCACCCAUAAACGCUACCAGACAUCUAUUUGUUCCACCAACUCCAAGCAGAUCUACAAGCUAGAACGAACCCUUACGAAACGCAUUCCUAGAAUCACAUAUCAGAAACCCAGAAGAAUAAGGAGAAGACCAGAGCAGCAGAAGAGAAGAUGGGCGUCGAUUAUUACAAGAUUUUACAGGUUGAUAGGAACGCCAAAGAUGACGAUCUCAAGAAAGCUUAUAGAAAGCUCGCUAUGAAGUGGCACCCUGAUAAAAAUCCUAACAACAAAAAAGAAGCUGAAACCAAGUUCAAACAGAUCUCCGAGGCUUAUGAGGUUCUCAGCGAUCCCCAGAAAAGAGCCAUAUAUGACCAGUAUGGCGAAGAGGGGCUUAAAGGUCAAGUGCCUCCACCCGGUGCUGGCGGUCCCGGUGGCGCUUCCUUCUUCCAUACUGGAGACGGCCCGAAUGUAUUCAGAUUUAAUCCGAGAAACGCGGAUGAUAUUUUCGCUGAGUUCUUCGGCUUCUCGAGCCCUUUCGGAGGUAUGGGAGGUGGCGGUGGAGGUACCAGGGGCGGUUCGAGGUUCCCGGGUGGCUUAUUUGGAGACGAUAUAUUUGCGUCAUUCGGUGAAGGGGCGUCCAUGAAUCAGGGUCCUCGUAAGGCAGCUCCAAUAGAGAAUUAUUUGCCAUGUAGCCUUGAGGAGCUUUACAAGGGAACUACUAAGAAGAUGAAGAUAUCAAGAGAGAUUUCUGAUAUAAGCGGGAAAAGUAUGCUUGUAGAAGAAAUUCUAACCAUUGACGUCAAGCCUGGCUGGAAGAAGGGCACAAAGAUCACCUUCCCAGAAAAAGGAAAUGAGCAGCCAAAUGUUAUCCCUGCAGAUCUUGUCUUCAUCAUUGAUGAGAAACCACAUAAUGUUUACACAAGGGACGGGAAUGACCUGGUUACAACACAGAAGAUAUCACUUGCUGAAGCCCUGACAGGUUACACUGUACAAUUAAAAACUCUUGAUGGCAGGACCCUGAGCAUCCCCAUUAACAACGUGAUUCAUCCAAAUUACGAGGAGAUAGUCCCUAGGGAAGGGAUGCCUCUACAGAAAGAUCCAUCAAAGAAAGGAAACUUGAGAAUCAAAUUCAAUAUCAAGUUUCCUACGAGGCUAACCUCAGAACAGAAGGCGGGAAUCAAGAGAUUGCUGGCUCCAUGAGUUGUGAAUCUGGCAACCUAGGUACAAGUCAUGUGAAUACAUUCGCAGAAGGCUUUGCUGAAUAUGUAAUUUGGUUGGGUUCAGUACAUUUGUAAUCUAUUUGAGUUAAUAAACUCAAAAUUUUGAUGGUCCAAUUAGACCAGUUUACAGUUAGGCAGUUGAUGGUUUUGAAGAUAAGGAGAGUACAAGAUUGUCUUGGUCUUGAAUAUACACGCAAUUCAUCCAA
Messenger RNA from Nelumbo nucifera (sacred lotus), 1568 nucleotides. Its product is annotated as DNAJ heat shock family protein. Gene Ontology annotation, cellular component: cytosol. Gene Ontology annotation, molecular function: protein-folding chaperone binding. The record is from RefSeq and is a predicted model, not a curated record. Lineage: Eukaryota; Viridiplantae; Streptophyta; Magnoliopsida; Proteales; Nelumbonaceae.